AUGAAGUUUAUUUUGUUUGUUUGUUGCGCAGCUGUCGUAAUUUUGGGUGUCGUAGGCCAAGGAAUACCAAUAGCCAAAUGUCGACCUGGCGAACAUUCGGUGCUGUACUGUCCACAAAGAGCAGAACCUAACUGCGACAACCCUACUGUCCAUGACAUGGAGGUAGCAGGUCCUUGUGAUAUACCUCAGUGCUUCUGCAAUACCCCUAAUGUGAGGAACCUGAAGACCGGAAAAUGUAUACCAUAUUCCAAAUGCCCCUAA
This is a messenger RNA of Leptosia nina, 261 nucleotides long. Lineage: Eukaryota; Metazoa; Arthropoda; Insecta; Lepidoptera; Pieridae. The record is from the annotation of a GenBank genome assembly.